Molecule: messenger RNA, 1900 nt
Organism: Prinia subflava (tawny-flanked prinia)
Lineage: Eukaryota; Metazoa; Chordata; Aves; Passeriformes; Cisticolidae
Gene: DOLK
Product: dolichol kinase
Exons: 2
Coding region: 163-1734 (523 amino acids)
Biological process (GO): dolichyl monophosphate biosynthetic process
Cellular component (GO): endoplasmic reticulum membrane
Molecular function (GO): dolichol kinase activity
Source: RefSeq, a predicted model, not a curated record
CGGACACGCCCUCACAGCUGGGUCAUGUGACAGGCGGCGCGGCAAGAUGGCGGCGUCCUGCGAGGAAUUGCAAUAGCACCGAAGGGAAUUCUUCCUAAUGGACAACUGAGCGCACUGAGCCUCCUGAGAUUCUGCAGGCUGGAGGCAGGCGGGGCUGGAACCAUGCUGAACAAGCCCGUGCUGGUGGAGUCCGUGCUGGUGUUCGCCGUGGUGCUGGCGGUGCACGCCGUGGUGUGGGAUCGCUUCUCGUGGUGCGCCGUGGCUCUGGCCGUGCAGGCCUUCUACGCUCAGUUCAAAUGGGACCGGCUGCUGCGGCUGGGGGGAGCCGUGUUCCAGUUCCGCGGGGCGGCCAACAGCGGCCUCCUGCCCGCCAGCAUGGUCAUCCCCCUGCUGGGCGUGGUGAUGAAGGAGCGGUGCAGGGCUGCCGGCAGCGUGUACUUCGAGCGCUUCGGCGUCGUGGUGGCUUCCACGGGAAUGCUGCUGGCUCUCUUCCUGUCCGUCCUAGCAGUUGGCAUCACCAAACCGGUGCCGACCAACACUUGCAUUGUGACUGGGAUCGCUGGCAGUGUAAUUAUCUACACCAUGAAACAUUCCUUGACUGUCUCAGAAGUGAUAGAGGUUCUAGAAGUGCUGCUCAUUUUUGUCUACCUCAGUAUGAUCUUGCUGUACUUGUUGCCUCGAUGUUUCACGCCCGGAGAAGCGCUGCUGGUUCUUGGAGGUGUAAGUUUUGUUCUCAAUCAGCUCAUUAAACGCUCACUGAAUGUAAUCGAGGGCAGAGGGGAUCCCAUUGACUUCUUCCUUCUGGUAGCAGUUGUUGGAGUUGUUCUUCUUGGUCUUUUUUUCACGGUGCUCUUUAUUUUCAUGGAUUCGGGCACAUGGAUCUCCUCCAUGUUUUUCCACAUGAUGACAGCAGUGUUAGGCUUAGGGGUCAUCAUGCCUUGGCUGUACCGACUGAUCCAGAGGAACCCUUUGUUCUGGCUGCUCCAGUUUCUGUUUCAGACACAGACAAGACUUUACCUUCUUCUGUACUGGACUUUCUUGGCUGCCUCAGCGUGUGGUGUGGUUUUCUACCAGAACGCCAAGAGAUCAUCUGAAUCUAAAAAACACCAGGCCUCGACUAUAACCAGGAAAUAUUUCCAUUUCAUUGUUGUAGCUACUUAUGUUCCUGGACUAAUUUAUGACCGCCAGCUGCUCUACGUUGCUGCAGUGCUGUGUCUGGCAGUGUUUAUCUUCUUAGAGUACAUUCGGUACUUCAGGAUCAAACCCUUUGGACAAACCCUGAGGCAUUUGCUCUCUCUCUUCUUGGAUGAAAGAGACAGUGGACCUCUAAUCUUGACUCAUAUUUAUCUCCUCCUUGGCAUGUCCCUCCCUGUGUGGUUGUUUCCCAGGUCUUGUGCUCCUAAAGGCACCUUGCCUGGGGCAGGAGCACUGGUCCCCUACUCUGGGGUGUUGGCAGUAGGGGUAGGAGACACCAUUGCCUCUGUUUUUGGCAGUACAAUGGGGGAAAUCAAAUGGCCAGGAACAAAGAAAACCUUUGAAGGGACCAUGACAGCUAUUUUUGCUCAGAUCAUUGCUGUGGCUCUCAUUCUGAUCUUUGACAGCAGUGUGAAUCUGAACUCCAGCUAUGCCUGGAUUCUGGCUUCUGUGAGUUUGGUUUCUCUUUUGGAAGCUUACACUACUCAAAUUGAUAAUCUGCUGCUGCCUCUCUACCUCCAGAUCAUGCUCAUGGCAUAGAAGCACUUCCAGGAACAGAGUUUUCUCCCUUCCUAGACAAAGGUACUAGAAAAUGCACUGUAAUGAAAGUUCAAAGCUGAUCUUUUGGUACAGCAGAGAAAAUUGUUGAGAACAGAAAUGAAAAAGUCUUAUUUAAAAUAAAGGGUUUGAUUUGGUCUUGUUUUCA